GGCGGGGAUGCUGCCUGGAAGGAUCAUUUAUAUGACGGUGCUGGAAGCAGUGAAGGCGAACACGCUUAAAGGGAUUAACGGCGUAACGGAGCUGCCUUUAGAGGGGCAUUUGGAAGGUGCUAGCAGCAGCAGCAGUAGUAGCAGCAAUGGUAGCAGUAAGAGCAGUGGUGCUAGCAGCAGCAGUAGCAGCAGUAGCAAUGACAGCAGCACGAGCAGCGAUGGCAGCAGCAGCAGUGGGACGGGCGGCACGGGGCGGUGGCUGCAUUUGUCUGAUACGGCAGCAGCUGGGCUGGCCAGCGCAGUGGGCGGCAUGUGCGCGUCUCUGGCCACCCAAGCCGUGGUUGUGCCCGUUGAUGUGAUCAGCUCCCGUCUUGUGGCCCAACAGGGGGACCUACCCUCCAACCACGCCACCAGGCAAGCAGCACCACCACCGUUACGAGCAGCAGCAGCAGCAGCACCACCACCACCACCCCCACCAGCAGCAGCAGCAGCAGCGGCAGGAGCGGUGCGGUACACAGGGGGGCUCCACGCACUAGUGACCAUCCUGAAAACAGAGGGCCCAAGGGGGCUGUACCGCGGGUUUGGGCUGUCUGUGAUGACGUAUGCGCCCUCGGGGUUCAUCUGGUGGGGCACGUAUGGCGCCGCUCAAAGGUUCUUCUGGAGCACAUACGACCGUUACGUGCAUGCAGCGGGCAGCACCACAGCGCCCCCUCUGGGUCUGGUGGUGGGCGUGCAGGUGGCAGGGGGCGUGUGUGCGGGGCUGGCGUCUGCGCUCGCCACCACGCCUCUUGACACGGUCAAGACGCGCAUCCAGGUGGGGCGCAAGACAGGGUCAGAAGCGUCUGUAUCGGCGGUGGUGCGGCAGCUAGUGGCACAGGACGGCAUGAGGGGGCUGUACCGGGGGUUUGCCCCUCGCUGUGCCAGCACCAUGCUGUGGGGCACCGCCAUGGUGUCCACCUAUGAGUACCUCAAGCGCCUGUGUGCCAAGGAUAUCUCGACAGGCUCGUAUGUUUCUCGAGAGCAAGGGGAGCACACGUGAUCCCGAGGCAUCCGAGAGCCAAGGAGGCGAGGAGAGCAAGGAGCCAAGGAGCCAAGGAGGCGAGGAGAGCAAGGAGCCAAGGAGCCAAGGAGGCGAGGAGGAGAGGGGGUUUUGAGAGCAAAUGGCAACGCCUGCAUGGAGACUGGCCGCUUCCAUGUCGUGCUCCGUGCCUCCUUCACUCCUGUGCGGUGCCGUGCGGUGGCGUGCAGUGCGGUUGAUGCGUAACUUUAUUAGAACUGUAGGUAUUAUUAUAUAUUCAGAAUAGCAGCUGGUUUUCUUAGAUAUGCAAAAAAGGCUGGAUUUGCGCUGCCAAUAAAUGCUGAACUCCGUGGAUGAUUAUAU
Messenger RNA from Closterium sp. NIES-67, 1381 nucleotides. NCBI's taxonomy places the organism in Eukaryota, Viridiplantae, Streptophyta, Zygnematophyceae, Desmidiales, Closteriaceae. The record is from the annotation of a GenBank genome assembly.